Capsella rubella is the source of this 790-nucleotide messenger RNA. RefSeq names its product peroxisomal membrane protein PMP22. The record is from RefSeq and is a predicted model, not a curated record. Lineage: Eukaryota; Viridiplantae; Streptophyta; Magnoliopsida; Brassicales; Brassicaceae. The transcript has 7 exons. Bases 29 to 598 code for a protein of 189 amino acids. Gene Ontology annotation, cellular component: cytoplasm; membrane.
CAAUCAGCACAGAGAAAAAUCCAAAAAAAUGGGAUCUUCACCGAAGAAGACGACUCUGCAAAAGUACCUGUCAGAGCUUCAACAACAUCCUUUAAGAACAAAGGCCAUUACUGCUGGAGUGUUGUCUGGUCUUAGUGAUGUUGUAUCGCAGAAACUCUCUGGCAUACAGAAGAUUCAGCUGAGAAGGGUUCUUCUCAAAGUGGUAUUUGCGGGUGGUUUUCUCGGACCAGCGGGGCAUUUCUUUCAUACAUAUCUAGAUAAGGUUUUUAAAGGGAAGAAAGACACAAAGACUGUGGCAAAGAAGGUAAUUUUGGAACAACUGACAUUGUCACCAGUGAACCAUUUGCUUUUUAUGAUCUAUUAUGGAGUAGUCAUUGAAAGAGGUCCCUGGAACCUUGUUAGAGAAAGGAUCAAGAAGACUUACCCGACUGUCCAACUUACAGCAUGGACGUUUUUCCCGGUGGUGGGAUGGAUAAACUACAAGUAUGUGCCACUUCACUUUCGGGUCAUCUUGCACAGCGUCGUCGCAUUCUUUUGGGGAAUUUUCCUGACCCUGCGAGCGAGGUCAACAACACUGGCUUUGGCAAAGGCUAAGUGAUUGGUGAAGCAAAUCUAUCAAGAGAAAACUCAAUCCUUGGGCUCAUUAUAAUCUCUUAGUUACUCUGUAAGUUAAGCAAAUCAAACAGCUGAAACCAAAUAAAAAUUUGUAUUAGGAUGAUACCAGUCUAGGAUAACAAUAUGUUUUAAGUUAUUACAACAUUUUCAGAUUUUGUCUAAAACACAUUCACAA